AUGAACGCCGCUGUCUGGGUCAUGACACACAUGGGCAUUUAUGUGGGCGCCAAAGUCUUCCUCAUCUACAAGGUAAAGCUGAGGCGAGCUCUGUGUAUGUGGGGAGCAGGAGCCUCCUGGGGUGCAGGCUGGGGUCUGGUCUGUGUGGGUCACCCUGGGAGCCCUCAGAUGACCCUGGUGGAGCUAAUGUUUCAGACGUUCCAACUUGCAGCUCCACCCAGGUCAGAGGCACAGCUGCAGGGACCACAGAACAAUGGGCUCAGCUCUGUGAAGACAAGAAAAGCCACCAUGGUUUUGACAAAGAACCCAGGAACGGCGUUAAAGGCUUCUUUGGGCAGUGUCCAAUUUAUGUAGCAAUUUUCUUGGCCACAUCUGCGGAGCUUUUGUGAAACUCGUGUAGACUCAUGGAGCAUCCAAAUGAGGUAACAUCACCAUCAGUGCUCCUUCCCUGGCUCACUGCCUCGGGAAACCAACCUGACCCUGAAGGUAUGUAAGUCUCAGGCCCCACAAAAGUUGGAUCCAACCUUGAUGAGUUGCUUUUUCAUUGAGUUCUGUGGAGCUCAGGUUCCUGUGGAGGGUAGCAGAAGGGAAACUUCAAUUACAGCAUAUAUGGUCUGA
Messenger RNA from Mandrillus leucophaeus (drill), 618 nucleotides. RefSeq names its product chromosome unknown open reading frame, human C1orf137. The record is from RefSeq and is a predicted model, not a curated record. The transcript has 5 exons. NCBI's taxonomy places the organism in Eukaryota, Metazoa, Chordata, Mammalia, Primates, Cercopithecidae.